AUAUUUUUAAACGACUGGAACUUAAGGAGGAAAAUUUUUCUGUAUUUGAAUCUGCAGCCAAACAAGAUAUGAACUGUUUAUGGGAGUUAGUACUUGAAGUGAAUGAUUUAUUGGUAUCUGAAGACACAUCUAAGAAACAUAUUGAAAAUAAGUCCUGUAUUCUUGAGUUCAUGAGUCAUUGUUGUCAUUCAAGAAUCUAUUUCUUUGAAAUCAGAAAGUGUCAAGUAGCUGAAACUGGUUGUGUGAUCUGUAAACUGCCAUGGAGUAAGCCUGAUGCAUUUUCAAAGUUACGACCCUUUUCCGACUCUAUUUCUAAAGCAAAUGAAGACUAUUAUAUGCCAUUUUAUGAAAUAUAUGGCAAAGAUACUACUGAAAAAUACCGACCAUCUUCACUUCAGAAAGCCAAUGCAUCUAAAUUAUCAUCAACCUUCAUAACUAUCAAUAGUCUUGGUAUUAAUGGUAUGGGUUUUAGUCCCCAGGCACAAUAUGCAGCAAAUAUGUGCAUUUUGGUUAAAUGCAUCGAGUGUAAUCGACCACAGGUUCUCUAUUCACAAUACCACCUAAAUCCAGAUGAGGAAAUUUUUCUUAAAAAUUUUAUAGAGACAAUAGAUUAUACAUGUGGUACAACAUUUUAUGGAAUAUCAGAUCUUGCAAAAGUCAACUCAUCUUCAUUUUUAAAUGAUGACAAUUGUAACACAGAAAAUGACUUGAUUGAACUUCAAGAUUGUAGUGAUCCUGAAAUUCUUUUGCCAAUCCCUGUUGGUCAACAGCUAUAUUGUUCUGAAUGUAAUACUAUAGUUAAAGCUAAAAAAAGAAAGGGCAAAG
Molecule: messenger RNA, 825 nt
Organism: Cetraspora pellucida
Lineage: Eukaryota; Fungi; Glomeromycota; Glomeromycetes; Diversisporales; Gigasporaceae
Source: the annotation of a GenBank genome assembly